CCCUUUUUGGCGUCUGCCCUCAGCCAAAAUGGCGCCAGCUCGGAAGUUGCCGAAGUGCUAGAAGUUGCCGAAGCAGGUCCGGAAGCUGCCGAGCGAAUCCGGAAGUUGCCGAAAGAGAGCAGCGGGGAAGGAGGAUGGCGGAUAUCAUCGCAAGACUCCGGGAGGACGGGAUCCAAAAGCGUGUGAUACAGGAGGGCCGAGGAGAGCUCCCUGACUUUCAGGAUGGAACCAAGGCCACGUUCCAUUACCGGACUCUGCGCAGUGACGAGGAGGGCGCUGUGCUGGACGACAGCCGGCUGCGCGGCAAGCCCAUGGAGCUCAUCAUGGGCAAGAAGUUCAAGCUGCCCGUGUGGGAGACCAUCGUGUGCACCAUGCGGGAGGGGGAGAUCGCCCAGUUCCGCUGCGAUGUCAAGCAUGUGGUCCUGUAUCCGCUGGUGGCCAAGAGUCUGCGGAACAUCGCCGCGGGCAAGGACCCCCUGGAGGGCCAGCGGCACUGCUGCGGCAUCGCGCAGAUGCACGAGCACGGUUCCCUGGGCCACGCCGACCUGGAUGCUCUGCAGCAGAAGCCCCAGCCUCUCAUCUUCGACAUCGAGAUGCUAAAGGUGGAGAACCCUGGCACGUACCAGCAGGACCCGUGGGCCAUGACGGACGAGGAGAAGGUAAAGGCAGUGCCAGUCAUCCACCAGGAGGGCAACCGGUUGUACCGCGAGGGCCAUGUGAAGGAGGCCGCCGCCAAGUACUACGACGCCAUCGCCUGCCUCAAGAACCUUCAAAUGAAGGAACAGCCUGGGUCCCCUGACUGGAUUCAGCUGGAUCAGCAGAUCACGCCACUGCUGCUCAACUACUGUCAGUGUAAGCUGGUGGCCGAAGAAUAUUAUGAAGUGCUGGACCACUGCUCCUCCAUCCUCAAUAAGUAUGAUGACAACGUCAAGGCCUACUUCAAGCGGGGCAAGGCCCACGCAGCAGUGUGGAAUGCCCAGGAGGCCCAGGCUGACUUUGCCAAGGUGCUGGAGCUGGACCCGGCCCUGGCGCCCAUCGUGAGUCGCGAGCUGCGGGCUCUUGAGGCGCGGAUCCGGCAGAAGGACGAGGAGGACAAGGCCCGCUUCCGGGGCAUCUUCUCCCACUGACAGGGCCCUGCCGGCCCAGCCCCCCUGCCCAGCCCACUGCUGCUGCCACCAGCCCACCUGCUCCCACUCUGUCAUGCUUCUCUGUAUAUAAAGGCCUUAUUUAUCUCUC
This is a messenger RNA of Phacochoerus africanus (Common warthog), 1236 nucleotides long. RefSeq names its product aryl hydrocarbon receptor interacting protein (gene AIP). Lineage: Eukaryota; Metazoa; Chordata; Mammalia; Artiodactyla; Suidae. Gene Ontology annotation, molecular function: protein binding; peptidyl-prolyl cis-trans isomerase activity. The record is from RefSeq and is a predicted model, not a curated record. The transcript is spliced from 6 exons. Bases 135 to 1127 code for a protein of 330 amino acids.